CGGCCAAUGAUUGCUAUCCGAUUUCUCGUUACCUCGAAUCGAAAUCUCCGCGUUUGACUGAUUGUCUUUAUUUGAAGCUAGUUUGAGUGGAGAUUAGCUGCGGAGAAGUAGAAGUGAAUACUGCGAAUUGCAGGACCUGCUAGUAUUGUCUACUAUCUAGUAUGGUUCUCACACAGGCCCAGAUUACUUUAGCUCAAAUGCAUACAAAAAUAAUCUGUAACAUGUACAUAGCUCGGCUAAUAGUUUUUUCCCCGUUUAGACAGGAUACUCAACAAUGUCAGACUGGUAUAAUUGACGGGGUGUGUUUUUUUUCUUCUUGUAAACAUGAUGAUGAAGAAUUUGCGAAAUCAUGGACGGAGACGGUUCAACCACAGACGCCUCUCAGUUAGCCAUGUCGGGGGAUUACAUGGCCAGUAGCCACUAUGUUCUUCAGUCACAAGAUGAUGACGGAGAUGAGAGCCUACAUGACCAUGAGGAAGGCAACGGCAGCAAGGAAAACUUCCGUGAGCAGGACAUCUACCUCCCCAUCGCUAAUGUAGCUCGCAUCAUGAAGAACGCUGUGCCACAGACAGGAAAGAUAGCGAAGGAUGCCAAGGAGUGUGUGCAGGAGUGUGUCAGCGAGUUCAUCAGCUUCAUCACGUCAGAGGCCAGCGAGCGCUGCCACCAGGAGAAGAGGAAGACCAUCAACGGAGAGGACAUCCUGUUUGCCAUGUCCACCCUGGGCUUCGACAUGUACGUGGAGCCCCUCAAACUCUACCUGCAGAAGUUCAGAGAGGCAAUGAAAGGAGAGAAGGGAAUCGGGGGCGUAUCUGUAACAGAGGGUCUAGGAGAAGAACUCACAGAUGAAAGUUUUGCGAACCAGUUGCCUGCUGGAAUAAUAACUGCUGAUGGACAACAACAGAAUGUCAUGGUUUACACCACUUCGUACCAACAGAUUCCCGGAGUACAGCAGAUCCAGUUCUCUUGAUGACAUUCCAGAACUCCCCUUUCAGAAUUGGAAUGCAUUUUUUUGCAGUGGGGACGUGAUUACUGCAUUACUGAACACUCAGGUCAAAAUGGAAAUAUGGCUGUGGGAAGAUGGAAACAUCCAGUUGUGAGUGAACGGGGGGCAUAUGCAGAACUUGACAAUUUGCAUCAGAUUUAUGUUCUGGUUAUUCAUAAAGAACAGGAGUAGAGCUGAUCUGGAGCCAGUUAUUUGGCUGUUUUUCCUUUGUUUAUUGAUGAUUGAUAUUCCCUACAUUUUGUGUAUUACUUGUUUGGAGAUCUAUACUCAUUUAAGGGGAAGGGAUUGGGGUGGGGUAUGAACAUGCUUAAACAAGGUGUCAAUGUGUCUUGGCAAAUGGUGACCUCUUUGACAUUGUAAAACAGGACUGCAGAACCCAGUUCCUGGAGAGCUACCACCCUGUGGGUUUUCUCUCCAACUGUAAUUUACCCCACCUUACUCUUAGCUGGAUGAAACGCUUGACUUAAGUCACAGCUUGGGUUGGAGGGAACCUACAGGGUGGUAGAUCUUCAGGAAAUCUUUUGGGGAGCCCUGUUGCAAAGCAAUAAAAGUAGUGGAAGUUUGACCUCUGCACUCUAAAUUCAGUUGUGCGUAGCAUGCCCUUAUUUAUGAAUUAGUCAUGUAACUUAUAAUUUCUGUAAAGUUAUUUUAUAUCUGUCCUUUUAAUAAAAUAUUAGUGUGAUGCUA
Esox lucius (northern pike) is the source of this 1690-nucleotide messenger RNA. It is a transcript of the gene nfybb, whose product is annotated as nuclear transcription factor Y, beta b. The coding region runs from base 350 to 967 and encodes 205 amino acids. The record is from RefSeq and is a predicted model, not a curated record. The transcript is spliced from 7 exons. Lineage: Eukaryota; Metazoa; Chordata; Actinopteri; Esociformes; Esocidae. Gene Ontology annotation, biological process: regulation of transcription by RNA polymerase II. Gene Ontology annotation, cellular component: CCAAT-binding factor complex; nucleus. Gene Ontology annotation, molecular function: protein heterodimerization activity; RNA polymerase II cis-regulatory region sequence-specific DNA binding; DNA-binding transcription activator activity, RNA polymerase II-specific.